UAACAGGUUGUGUCACAAAAAACUAUCAAAGCGCGAAAGAUGUCAAAGUAUGCUCAUCGGAUGGGACGAGUGGGGGUAUACUACUCUUAGGCAGAAGUUGACUGAAGAGAAGGUGACUUCAAAUGAAGAAAUGCCCCCAAGGUCAAUUAUGUGGUGUAAAGGACGUGAAAGCACAAAUGCCAUGACCUUAGUUUUUGGCAAGGAAAAGGGCGGAUUUUUAAAGGGUGUCGGCACGGAUGUCACUUACAACAAAUAUUUCAAUGUUCCUCAUCGCAAAGGAUCAUCUAAGGAAGAAAUAAAAGAUCUUAAAGUUGCACUGCAUAAUGGAAAACUUGAGCUUGAGAAAAAAGAUGAUGAACUCAAGGCUUUGUCUACAAAUCUUAAUGAACAAGAUCAAUCACUAAAUCUAGUUUUGACUCAUUUUAAUGCAAAAGGAGCUGACUUUCCAAAUCUGUCUCAUACAGUUGGUAUUUCAAGUGACAAGAUUUUUGAAAGUAGUGAAACGACUCGUGUUAGUCUCAAAACCAAGGAACCAUCAAAAUCUAUAACACCAAUUAUUGCAAAACCCACCAAGAAACAAGCUGAAACCAACUCUACAACUGCAACUCCGGAUACACAAUUGAUUUCCAUGAAAUCUACAACAAUAGCAAAUACAAAACCCACCAUAAAAGUUGUUGAGUCUAAGACUGCCACUAUCAAUCCUGACAUACCAACAAUUUUACCAAAUAAACCCCUUCACCAGCUAAUCAAGUGUAGUCUAUCAUAUUUGUAUAAAAGGAACAUCGUUGCUUAUGGUACUGUUCACUUAUCAUCAGAAAGACAAUUCAUUCAGUUCCUCUACAAGAUGAUUGCAAUAAAGUUUCCGCUGAUGAAGUGGUAA
Lactuca saligna is the source of this 880-nucleotide messenger RNA. NCBI's taxonomy places the organism in Eukaryota, Viridiplantae, Streptophyta, Magnoliopsida, Asterales, Asteraceae. The record is from the annotation of a GenBank genome assembly.